AUGGAUAACUUCGAGUACAGCAUCCAGCUGAACGACAGGGACUGGGCUGAAUUCUUCUUGGCGUCGGAGGAAUGCAACCUAGCACCGGCCGCCCUGGCCACGGCCGAGGAGCAGUGUCUCAGUGACAUUGAACAAGGGGACGGCGUGCCCGGGAGGGACUGCACGAACGGGCAGAUCGCAGCGAGGGUGGGCAGCAGGCCAGGGCCUGGCACGGGAAGCUCUGCCCCACGUGGGGUGCCCGGAGACGCCUCCCCGCGCUGGCCCGCCGGCGGGCACCUCUCCCUGCCGGAGCUUCUCUCGGGCAGCGAGGACGAAGCGGACCUGGGCUCGGUCGGCAGGUUUCUGUGCGAGAGCGACAAGCCCGGCUGCCCUUCGUCCGCUCCGAUGCCCAGCGCGCAGGGGAGGCAGCAGCCCCCCUGCGCCCCCGCAGCCGCCCUUGCCAGCCCGGCCGAGAGCAGCCCAGGGCAGGACGCAGCAUGCGAAGCAACAGCGUCGGAGAAAGAAGCAGCCAGCGGCAGCCAGGCCAUGGAGCCCCUCGGCCACCCAGCUGGAACAAGCCCCCCAGAACAAGGAGGGGAACAACCCCGUGGCAGUUUGGUGGCAGCGCAGGCAGGGGAUCCGGUGCAGGGCAGCUCGCCGGCACUGGCUACCUCUCCAGAGGUGAGGAAAAGUCCUAGCAGCGCUUCUCGCUCGGAGCCUGGGCUACGGGGACCACUGCGUGACCACCUGCCGAGCCCAGCCCUGGAAACUGCGCCCAGAGCACCCGGCUGCCCGGCACGGGAGGAGGCGAGUGGGGAGAGAGCAGGUACCGAGCUGAGCUCCCCGGCUUGCUCCCCGGACGUUGUGAGGCCCAAGGUGCCGGGACAGCUGAGAAAGAGCCGCAAGCAACGUGGAGCCGGUGGCACCGAGGCAGCCCAGGGGGACAGGGAGCUUGCGGGGGCUGCGGCACAAGGGACUGUGGUACCCGUGAGGGCACCUUUAAGCUCACCACUGUCCUCACGAAAGAGCAAAGGGAAGGAGAAGGCAGCCAGGCCGGCUCCUGUGAAGCUGGGGAGUGAGGAGGCAGGGGAGAGCAAGCGGCUGGUGCUCAGCCCUGGCAUGGAUGAGGGCAGUCCAGCCACAAGCACUCCCCCAAAGCAGAAGGUGAAGGAGCCGGGGGCACAGUCCCUGGGGAAGGCGAAGGCCACCAAGUAUGCAAAGCCAGGGCAGGCUGGUGGCUUGGGCAUAUGUGACAACGUGCCGGUGAUCCCUGCCAGCACAGCCACGGCUCCUUCAGGAGAGGCAUGCCCAGAGGCACUGGGGAAGCCUCUCCAUCCCAAGGGCAUGGCAGCUUCUGGAGGGGAUGCUGCUGAGAGAGCUCAUGGGGAGCCUGCAGCUGAGACCCCCAGGGAGCUGGGACCCCCUUGCUUUGCAGCCGAGGCCUCUGCAAGGGCAAACACUCUGGACGUGACUUGGCCCGAGAUGUACGACUAUUUGUUCUGUGACUCCCAGGGGGAAGAAGAAGGGAUGGAGAGCUCAACAGAGGGGGAGAAAACACCCUUAGAAAGGGAAAUAUCCUUGCCUGAACUGUAUGAAUAUUUUUUCAAUGAACCAGAAGGAAACAGAAAAAAAGUGAAGGGUAAAGACAGGAAGCGAAAGAAGUUCAGCAGCUUGGACCACACUCAGCUGCAAAAUGAGGAUCCCGACUCGGCUCCAGUCAAAGACUCCCUGGUUAUCUCAGUGCCUGAGGUGUAUGAACACUUCUUUCCAGACAGGCCUGGGAACAGGGCAGGCUGGAGAGGGAUUUUCUCCAUCACUCCAGCCUCUGAGGUGAAGAAAGCUGUGGGGGCUUUGAAGUCCUUCUUGCGACGGCCAGUGCACCUCAUCAGAGGCCAAGCCCCAGCCCCCCAGGCUCUUGUGCGGAGAGGAUCCGGAGAGAAGCUCCCGCUCAUCCCUCUGGCUCCGCUGGGAAGAGGCCAGGCGCGACCAGAAGGUUUGGACAUGGCCCUUGCACUGACAGGGAGGCCCCAGGCUCCGCUGGCGCUGACACACAAAGACAUGUGCCUCGUCUUCUGCGCCUUCGCGUCCUGGGCUGUGAAGACCUCCGACCUGCAGGCUCCGGACGCCUGGAAAACCAUGUUCCUGGCAAGUUUUGGCACGCUUUCUGCCAUCCGCUACUUCAGAAGGCAGGUCAGAGAAGGACACCCCCGGACCUAGUCUCUGCGCACACCAGAGGUGCUUCGCGAGGACAGGCGAGGACGGUGGAGGCAGAGGCUGGGGACUUUGUUCUUGGGCAGUGUGAGAAGCCUGGAUCCCAGCACCAAGACUUCUCUGGACCCAUCCCUAAACGGGACAGGCCGCCACAGGAAGCAGGAUCCUUCCGGUGACAGUCAUUUACAAUAACGGUAGGCAGUUUGUACCUGUACUGGACAGAAGAGGAGCCCGGCGAGGGCUGGCUCUGUUCUUUCUUUGCACACUUCUUGCAUACUUGUGCUAUCUCCUAGGAGUAGUCACAGUGUCUGUUCCAGGGCGCUGCUUGUCCGUCCUCCCUGCUGAAGUUACCUGGUGGCAAAGGAAGGCGCUGAGGUGGUGGAGGGAGGAGAGAGCAAAAGAAACCAGCAAAGUGCUUUGUUCCUAUGGAAGGGUUGGGGUAUCUGUGAAGGAAAAGAGGAGAGAGCUUUGGGGAAGAGUUGCCUCUGUCCAAAGAUGGUGCUUUGCUAAGCAUGUGCUGUCUGCGUGCGGAUAGCUGGGCAGCAGCUAAAGGGGGAUGGAGGGGCCACUCACUUGGCAAGGCCCAGGUCUCCCGUGACCGGUUUGGCUCACUGCAGGAGGACUCAUCCUCUUGGAUUUCACUCCGAGAAGUCACGGCUCGUUCUAACGGUUCGGGAGCCUGAGAUAGGGUUUCUGUUGCGUGCGGCCGCCUCAGCCCUGCUGAGCCAGAGCCGCGGAUGCAGUGUUUGUCCCUGCGGGUGAGCAGCACCCACUGCAAGGGCACAGCUCGCUCCCGUAGGCAGAGGAUGGGCAGAUGUCACCCAGCCAGAGCCAGGGGCAGCCGGGAAGGAGGCUGCACAGGAUGGAAGAGGGGCUGCAGGGGCAGCAGGGAAGGGGGCUGAGCUCAGGGGAGCCUCAAGAAAGAGCUCUGACAGGGGCAGGAGCAUGUUGGAGGGGAGGAAAAGGCACGUGUACGUGUUUUGCUCUGACAAUCACCAGAUGAAGGGUCUAGAUAUAUGAGUCGGUCCUUCCACUGCCUCCCAUCCUAGAGACGUAAAGUUGACUGGGAAGAGACACCGGGUGAGGAGGUGCCAGGGCUGUGUGUAACCUCGUGGGGCUGGAGGGGACCCGGAAUGGAAGGUGAGGUGAAAAAUGAAAAGGAAGUGGUUCAGUUUCUUCCCAGCCUCUAGUGCCCUCCUGCUCACUUGAGGGCAUUAUUCAUGAGGGUUUUUCUCCACUCCCAAGUGUGGUAACUGCACGAACGUGAGAUCUGUUAAGCACUUAGGGACCAGAUCCACAGAUUCUGGGGGAAAUCUACCCAGAAUACCUGUGCAGAUCUGCCUGUGAGUUUUAUAGGAACACAGUGGCAAUGUUUGUCUUAUGAAACCAGAGAAGGGAGGUUUAGCUCUUUCCUUGUAAUGCAGAGUGCCAUGCAAUUUUAAUGUGUGUAGGGUUGUACUGAAGACCAUGUAUUAUUGCUGAUAAGAGAGCACACUGUACAGUUGUACAGUGAGAUAUGUAGCAGUAAAUAGUGAGAGAGAGAUGUACAGGCUCUAUAUGGACUAUAGUAGCUGUAUAUCCAGUAAGAGGAGUUUUGUGGAGGAA
Messenger RNA from Tyto alba (common barn owl), 3795 nucleotides. RefSeq names its product PPARGC1 and ESRR induced regulator, muscle 1 (gene PERM1). The record is from RefSeq and is a predicted model, not a curated record. Gene Ontology annotation, cellular component: nucleus; cytoplasm. NCBI's taxonomy places the organism in Eukaryota, Metazoa, Chordata, Aves, Strigiformes, Tytonidae. The coding region runs from base 1 to 2196 and encodes 731 amino acids. Gene Ontology annotation, biological process: regulation of DNA-templated transcription; response to muscle activity. The transcript is spliced from 3 exons.